AUGGCAUCGCUCAAUGCAGAUCUGCGCCAGCGACCUGUUCAACAACCAGUAUCCGUUGCUGAGACCAACAGUGACGACAGUUCUGCAACAGCGUUAGCGCAGGUCUCUGCCUCAGACAGUGAUGAAGAUGAUCUUCCAAUGAAACCGUCUAAGCCGUCACAAGCUUCUGAUAAAACAUCUGAGGCGCUGGAUAGUGCACUGAAAGAUUUUUCACCAAGAUGGCGAAACUGGGUAAUUCGAGGCAUCUUUACUUGGCUGAUGAUAUUUUCAUUUGCAUUUAUGAUUUACCUUGGGCCAUUAGCGCUGGUUCUUGUGACAUUUGCUCUUCAGAUCAAGUGCUUCCAUGAGAUAAUCACCAUUGGCUACAUUGUCUACCGCUCCUAUGACCUUCCAUGGUUUAGAACAUUAAGCUGGUACUUCCUGUUUGCUUCUAAUUUCUUCUUCUUUGGGGAGAGUAUGAUUGGCUACUUUGGAGUACUCCUGGCUGGCACUGACAUGCUGAGACCUUUUGCGACCUAUCAUAGGUUCAUCUCCUUUUCUCUGUACACAGCAGGUCUCGUGGGCUUCGUCUGCAGUCUGGUAAAGAAGCACUAUUUGAAACAGUUCACACUGUUUGGAUGGACACAUGUUACCCUCUUGCUCGUCGUUGCUCAGUCACAUUUCAUUGUUCAGAAUGUCUUGGAAGGUCUUAUUUGGGUUCUUGUGCCAGUAUCCAUGAUUAUCUGCAAUGACAUUAUGGCCUACAUGUUUGGUUUCUUUUUUGGCCGCACUCCUCUGAUCAAGUUGUCCCCAAAGAAAACCUGGGAAGGGUUCAUUGGUGGUGCAUUCUCAACUGUAAUUUUUGGCAUCAUUUUAUCCUACUUCCUGCUGCAGUAUGACUAUUUUGUCUGUCCCGUGUCAUAUGAUGAAUCUAAAGAUGCCCUCUCGAUGGAGUGUGAGCGUUCCCAUGUCUUUGUACUCUCCCAGUACAAUUUACCAGAGACCAUCAGGGCAUUUUUCAAUUUACUGGGAAUCAAGAAAACAACAGUCAGUGUGUAUCCAUUCAUUCUUCAUUCAGUUGCCCUGUCAUUGUUUGCAUCAGUUAUAGGCCCCUUUGGUGGCUUCUUUGCCAGUGGAUUUAAAAGAGCUUUUAAAAUCAAGGACUUUGGUGAUACAAUUCCAGGACAUGGUGGCAUUAUGGAUCGCUUUGAUUGUCAGUUCCUCAUGGCAACCUUUGUUCAUGUCUACCAUUCCAGCUUCAUCAAGGUACCAAACCCACAGAAUAUAGUUCAGAGUGUCCUGAUGCUGAAACCUGAACAGCAAAUUCAAGUGUUCACAAUGCUGCGGGACAAACUGCUUCAGAGAGGCUUCAUUGAAAAUAUCACUACAACCACCACCACCACAACAACCACUGCAAUAUAA
This is a messenger RNA of Candidula unifasciata, 1401 nucleotides long. Lineage: Eukaryota; Metazoa; Mollusca; Gastropoda; Stylommatophora; Geomitridae. The record is from the annotation of a GenBank genome assembly.